This is a messenger RNA of Hordeum vulgare subsp. vulgare (domesticated barley), 847 nucleotides long. RefSeq names its product N-terminal acetyltransferase B complex catalytic subunit NAA20. The record is from RefSeq and is a predicted model, not a curated record. The transcript has 6 exons. Gene Ontology annotation, cellular component: NatB complex. Gene Ontology annotation, molecular function: protein-N-terminal amino-acid acetyltransferase activity. NCBI's taxonomy places the organism in Eukaryota, Viridiplantae, Streptophyta, Magnoliopsida, Poales, Poaceae. Gene Ontology annotation, biological process: N-terminal peptidyl-methionine acetylation. The coding region runs from base 99 to 623 and encodes 174 amino acids.
AGGAGGACGCUAUCCAAACACCCCCAGAGCGCCCCUCCGCCCCGCCUGAAUCCGUUCCGCCGCCGCUGCCGACGCAAGCCGAGGAAGCGAGGGAGGCCAUGACGACCAUUCGCCGGUUCUGCUGCGACGACCUGCUCCGCUUCGCCUCCGUCAACCUCGACCACCUAACCGAGACCUUCAACAUGUCCUUCUACAUGACGUACAUGGCUCGCUGGCCCGACUACUUCCACACCGCCGUCAACCCCGGCGACCGCGUCAUGGGAUACAUUAUGGGUAAGGUUGAAGGACAAGGUGAAUCUUGGCAUGGACAUGUUACGGCAGUGUCUGUUGCCUCAGAAUUUCGAAGACAGAAGUUAGCCAAGACCCUUAUGCAUUUGCUGGAGGAAAUCAGUGAUAAGAUGGAUAAGGCCUAUUUUGUGGAUCUCUUUGUAAGGGCAUCCAACAUGCCGGCGAUAAGGAUGUAUGAAAAGUUGGGCUAUGUGGUUUAUCGAAGGGUGCUUCGGUACUACUCAGGGGAAGAAGAUGGCCUUGAUAUGAGAAAGGCGCUAUCACAAGAUGUUGACAAGAAGUCCAUCAUACCACUCAAGAGACCAAUAACACCGGACGAACUUGAAUACGACUGACAUGCUAAAUUCUAACCAUCACUCUUGAUGGUUGUGUCCUCGUUGAUCUGCACGACUUAUAUGGCAGCUCGACAAGCUAUUGUCUCUAGUCUUGUUGAAUGAGUGAUCGUGAAUUUUCUAUUUGCACAUUCCUGUUAAGAUUUGAGGCACUUCAAGGUGGGCACUGAUGAUCAAACUAGUGCAUGCUGAAGUGGAACGCCAAUGUUUUUUGGCUUGCUGUUUUU